Molecule: messenger RNA, 1053 nt
Organism: Osmerus eperlanus (European smelt)
Lineage: Eukaryota; Metazoa; Chordata; Actinopteri; Osmeriformes; Osmeridae
Gene: sypa
Product: synaptophysin a
Exons: 6
Coding region: 137-1012 (291 amino acids)
Cellular component (GO): presynaptic active zone; synaptic vesicle membrane; synaptic vesicle
Source: RefSeq, a predicted model, not a curated record
GAUUUUUGCACUACACGCCAUCUACUACACGAUGACGCAGUAGCCGUUCCAGCAUCUUUUUCCCUCAGAGGGCUGUUGCUGCUACAACUCCCUCCCCCCGCUCGACAUUUCUCUUAUCUACGAACAGGCGGCCAGUAUGGAUAUUGUAAAUCAGUUGGUGGCCAAUGGGCAGUUCAGAGUCCUCAAAGUACCUCUAGGGUUCAUAAAGGCCUUACAAUGGUUCUUCGCCAUAUUUGCGUUCUCCACAUGUGGCAGCUACUCUGGGAUGUUCAAGAUGAGCGUGGAGUGUAAGAACCGCACAGACAGCGACCUCAGUAUAGAGGUGGAGUUUGAGUAUCCUUUCAGGCUCCACCAGGUGUACUUCGAUGCCCCCACCUGUAAGGGGGGGAACCCAGAGCGUGUGUUCCUGGUGGGGGACUACUCCUCCUCCGCAGAGUUCUUCGUCACCAUCGGGGUGUUUGCCUUCCUGUACUCCAUGGCUGCUCUCAGUGUGUACGUCUUCGCCUUGGACAAGUACCGCGAGAACAACAAGGGACCGUUGAUCGACUUUGGCGUGACGUGUGUGUUCACCUUCAUGUGGCUGGUGAGCUCAGCGGCGUGGGCCAAGGGUCUCUCGGAUGUCAAGACCGCCACAGACCCUGAUGAGGUGCUGACUAUGAUCGAUGCCUGCGACGUUGAGGGCAACCGGUGUCGUGAGGUCCAUGACCCUGUCAUGUCCGGGCUCAACACCUCCGUCGCCUUUGGCUUCCUGAACCUGAUCCUGUGGGGGGGCAACCUGUGGUUCGUCUUCAAGGAGACUGGCAUCAUCGCUCCCUUCAUGCGCCCUCCCCCUGCCCAGGAGAAGCAGCCGGCUCCAGAGUCCUUUGGGCAGCAGGCGGGGUACGAGCAGGACCCCUAUGCUGGCUCCCAGGGGGGCUACCAGCCAGACUACAGCCAGCAGCAGGGCGGGUACAACCAGGAGCCCGACUACACCCAGCAGGGGGCGCCAACCUCCUUCUCCAAUCAGAUGUGAGAUGGGAGGGAGGAGGAAGGAAGGAAGGAGGCAGGCGGCUG